AUGUUGCUAUCACAUAGUUCAAAACUAUGGAAGAUAAGACGCAUGCCGCUGUGUCGCCUUUAUAACUCGACUGCUUCAAAAAAUGCCCUGGCUGCCACACAAAAAGCGGCCGACAAUGAUGAGUACUGGGAGACACCACAAUAUCCAGAGAUUAAGGAUACCUCAUUUGCUGGCCGCAAGCAAGACGAGGCAAGGUCGUGGCAUGAGCAAAUCCAAAAGACACCCACAGUGGAAGAAAAGCUCAUAAAAAUAAAUAUGCCAAGGUACUAUGGCUAUAAAGUUGUGCAUAUGAACGAGGAACGUUUGCCCUACAACUGUUUGCCGGCCAUUCAGCACUACACACGCACCCACUUCGAACCAAUGGAGAAAGAACUGAAGGAAGAUGAGAAAUUGUCAACUUAUGUUAACAAAAUGAAGGAUCGUAUUGUGGAGACCCUAGAGUUUAGUUACGAUGUUUAUAGUCAUAAAGAGGAGGAUAACCCCGAAAUGGAUGAAAUCGAAAGAGAAAAACUAUUUACGCAAAUUGUCGUAGAACAAAUCCAUAGGGAAUUGGCUAAUGGUUUGGCUGGCGAUUUCCCACAUCUUCAUGAAGUGGAAGUUGAUUACAAUCCCAGGCAUGAGGCGUUUUGGGCCGUUGGAGGUAUUGAACCACCGAAAAAUGUUGUCAAAUCCAAAGAGGGAAGAGAAUGGCAAAAAGAUAACGCCAAGGAUCCCGUUGAUCGUUUUAUGCAGUACAAAAGUGAACCGAUACUGGCAUUGAGACACCAAUUACAAUUGCAACCAUGGAAAAGUGAGAGAGAAUAUAACAAUUUGACAUUGGCGAAAAGUGUACCCCGUUUUGAAUACGAUCCCAGGACCUUAGGAUACACAACAGGUCAUCAGCACGGCACAAAUAUUCCCGGUUACUGGCCAAAGAGUGCAAACAGUUUCGGUUUCAUUUCCUACCAAACAAGAGCUCCAUUCCUUCGACGGCCCAAAUCGUAUGGCAAAGAAGAUCAAUUGAAUGCCUUACAUGCUCAUGCCAUACAAUCGAGUUUUGCUUGGCUUUUGGCUCAAGCAAAUUACUAUGGUUUUAACACUUAUUCGGAACUUACCUACCCCAUGAACACCCAAACUAUUGUUACUAAUGGCAAACAAUGGUCCUUUUACGAGUAUCAAUUGAAUACAUUGCUAAUGCAUGGCAGUCAAAUUGAUGAAAAUCCACGUGUCAACAACAGCAGAGGCACACCCGAACUGUCAUUGUAUCAGGAAAUCGAUUCGAACGGCAAAGUUGUGGGAUUCAAUGAUCAAGUUCUAAAGCAUUUAAUUGCCUGCUACACCAAAACUCCUAAUGUCCGGAGAUCAAACGACGAACUCACCCCAUUUUUGGAUAAACAAUAUAAACGAAUUGCCGAUUACCCCGAUGCGGAGAAGAGAACCUUUUUGGAACAAAUAUUCAAACAUAUGUGUUCAAAUCGACCCAGACAUUUGCCAUUGCCCGAAAUCUACAUGUGGGAAAAGAUUUAUAAAAUUGAUAAUAAAACACGACCUUUGGAGGCGAAACGUCGAUUUUUCGAACUAGACAUUAAUCCAUGGAAACGCACUUUGGACCAAUACGAUAAGGAGUAUAUUCCAAAGGCGGAACGUCCCGAAGGUCCAAAGAGUAAAAAUAAAUUCAGGAAAACCUAUUAUCCUUGA
Musca vetustissima is the source of this 1677-nucleotide messenger RNA. RefSeq names its product large ribosomal subunit protein mL65 (gene mRpS30). Gene Ontology annotation, molecular function: structural constituent of ribosome. Bases 1 to 1677 code for a protein of 558 amino acids. The record is from RefSeq and is a predicted model, not a curated record. NCBI's taxonomy places the organism in Eukaryota, Metazoa, Arthropoda, Insecta, Diptera, Muscidae. The transcript has 3 exons. Gene Ontology annotation, biological process: translation. Gene Ontology annotation, cellular component: mitochondrion; ribosome; mitochondrial large ribosomal subunit.